Molecule: messenger RNA, 827 nt
Organism: Perognathus longimembris pacificus (Pacific pocket mouse)
Lineage: Eukaryota; Metazoa; Chordata; Mammalia; Rodentia; Heteromyidae
Product: protein C19orf12
Exons: 3
Coding region: 66-491 (141 amino acids)
Source: RefSeq, a predicted model, not a curated record
GUUCCGGGGCCUCAGGCUCCCCACGGGCUCAGCGCCGAGGCAGCCGCAAGUGCAGGUUGACCAAUAUGCCCAUCGUGGUCCAAGAUGUCAUGCAAUUGCUCUGCUCCAUCUCCGAAGAGAAGAAAAUGCAGGCUGCUGUGAAGCAUUCUGGGAAGGGUGCCCUGGUCACGGGGGCUGUGGCCUUUGUCGGUGGCUUGGUUGGUGGCCCUCCAGGAUUAGCUGUUGGGGGCGCCGUCGGGGGUCUGCUAGGAGCCUGGAUGACAAGUGGCCAGUUUAAGCCGGUCCCACAGAUCUUGAUGGAGCUGCCGCCCUUGGAGCAGCAGAGGCUGUUUGCGGAGGUCUCGGCCAUUGUGCAGGGUCUGGACUGGGCAGACGCGGUGCAGCUCACAGCCCUGGUCCUGGGCAGCGAGGCGCUCCAGCAGCAGCUGCUGGCGCUGGUGGUCAACUACGUCAGCAAGGAGCUGCGGGCUGAGAUUCGCUAUGACGACUAGACACCUGCGGGAAGCAGGGCAUUGCUCAGCUGCGGGUGCAACCUGGGUGCUGAGAUCGAGUCCUGUGGCCACUGGAGGCCAGCUGGGGUUUGUGUUGCAGUGGGUUUGGGGCACAACCCACUCGUGGUUGUUCUUGGGGGCAGGAAGGAUUGUCCAGUUCUGUGUCGGGCUGCCCAGUCUGCUUCUCCCCCGGGACCUUCCCCACCCUGUUCUUGCAGUGUGUGUUGAUUCCCUCCAGAAACUCAAAACCUAGCUGGGUGUUGUGCUCACACCUGUCAUCCCAGCCACUCAGGAGGCUGAGAUCUGGAAGAUCACUGUGGAGUCCGUAGAUCCUAA